UGAUAGUAAAGAAGUUGAUAUUGACAUUGAAAUUGACGGUACUCGAUUCGCAAUUAUGUGUAAAGAUUGGACUAGAGAUAUAGGGCCCAGCGUCAUUCAAACAUUUGAUGGGAUUCUUACCCAGCUAAAAAGCGGAACCGUAGGCGUUGUGGUGACUCCAGAUGAGGGAAACUUUUCUUUUAACUGCAUAAAAAGAGCUAAAAACUCAAUACAUCAUAUUAUUCUUACAAAAAAAAGUUAUAUUUGUAGAGACCUUAAAAUCGGCAAGCAAUCAUUCGAACAACUUAAGAAAUAUGUUGAAACAAUAUGUUUG
This is a messenger RNA of Dentiscutata erythropus, 313 nucleotides long. The record is from the annotation of a GenBank genome assembly. NCBI's taxonomy places the organism in Eukaryota, Fungi, Glomeromycota, Glomeromycetes, Diversisporales, Gigasporaceae.